AUGAAGAAGACAAAAACUUUCAGUUUCCAGAAAUUUACCAAGCAGAAAGAUGAGACUAUCAGAGACCGGAUCGAGAGAGAGAAAUUAGCCAACAUUGCACAAAUUUAAAGCAGCGAAGGGGGAAAAUAAGAUGAUUAAGAAGAACUUCAAGCAGAAAUGUGUCGCCGAUCUCUCAGAUAUAGACUCAAUUGAUCUGGCAGACCAAAUGCUUAUUGAUAAGAUUGAUCCUUCUUGUAAAAAAGCAUAUUCUUUCAAGUUAGGAAAGCAAAACUUCCCUCAAAAAGAGGAAAGGAAUAGAGCUAAAAGAAGUAAAUCGGUUAUAGAAGAUUCUAAAAUAACUAGGAAUCUUGAGACAAUAUCUCCAGGGCCCAAGUUUUUCAAAGGUGGUCAAAACUAUAAAAUUAUGGAAAACUCGGAUAUCGCUGCUCAUAUUCCAAAUCUGAACAAGUUCGUAGACCCAAGAGAUAUCAUGAACAAUAAGAGAGGAGAAAAGGCAAAGCUUACAAGAGAGGAUUGGAAAGUGCACAAAUUGAACAGAAACCUUCAGAUAAACUUCUGAAAGGAAAAUAAGAGUUUAUCAAAAUCUGUUGAUGGGAAAUAUGCCAUCAGAAAGAGAAGAAGUAGGAAUUCCAUCAUGAAAAUCCACCAGCAUCUGAGGUCUAAGAUUCUUAAGAACUUGAUAGAUUCUGACUACCCUCAACUGCUACCAUUAACUGUUGCUGAGAAAGGAGAUAAGAUUGAAGAGAAGCCAAAGAUAUAUAGACUUCCAGGGUUAGAACUUGAUAAGAAUGGAUAUCAAAAUAAAGAGAUUAUCAAAUAUUUGAUGAAAAUACAGCCGAGAGGACAACCAGAAGAUCUUUCAGAUCAAAGCAUAGAGAUUAAAGAAAGGUAUAGAAGGAACCAUUAUGGCCUUAAUGAAUACGAAGAGAGAAAAUAAGAGCAUUUUUGAAGAUUUAAAUGAAGAAAUUGAGAAGCUUUCUAAAAGUAUUGAAAGAAAGAAAAGAUUUGAUACUAAAUCUGGUAGAAAGAGCAAACUUGAGAUGGCUCCUAAAAGCAAAUCUUUGGAAUACAACAGAAAUAAAUUUAAUUUAGUUUCUGAUAUUUUUAAUCCAAAUAAGUUAAAGUAUACUUGUAUUGGGCCAUGAAAUCGCUUUGAUGAGAAUGAAAAACUCGACAAUCAUAAUAUCCACCCAACAAAUCUUCAAAGAAACACAAAUAGUGAAAAUUCUAUCCCAACCCCCACCUGCCACCAAUUCCCCAAACUUCCUCCAAACUAUCGCUACCAAAACCACCCAAAUCCUCUUCCAUACCCCCACAAAACCCCCUCAAACCUCCCUAAACACCUCUCCCCCUAACCCUCUUCCCCUA
This is a messenger RNA of Moneuplotes crassus, 1368 nucleotides long. The record is from the annotation of a GenBank genome assembly. NCBI's taxonomy places the organism in Eukaryota, Ciliophora, Spirotrichea, Euplotida, Euplotidae.